Molecule: messenger RNA, 2824 nt
Organism: Triplophysa dalaica
Lineage: Eukaryota; Metazoa; Chordata; Actinopteri; Cypriniformes; Nemacheilidae
Product: solute carrier family 45 member 3
Exons: 6
Coding region: 178-1821 (547 amino acids)
Biological process (GO): transmembrane transport
Cellular component (GO): membrane
Molecular function (GO): sucrose:proton symporter activity
Source: RefSeq, a predicted model, not a curated record
GUCAGAACUGUAGUUGCACACAUUCACGUGGAAUCAAUGAAGUCAUUCUCACACAACAGGAGAGGAGAUUUCCAACUUUAAGAGACAUUUUCUCAGAUCUCCAGCGUUGACCUCAUGUGAAGUUCACUGUCAGAAGCAGUGUGAGAAUAAAAGAGAAAUAAGACAGAAAGGGUGGACAUGCAUGGCAGGAACUCACAGCUAUUCUUGAUUAAUUCAUUAACAUUUGGCCUGGAAGUAUGUUUGGCUGCUGGUACGAUCUUCAUCCCACCCAUGCUGUUGGAGGCAGGGGUGGAGGAACGCUUCAUGACCAUGGUGUUAGGUGUGGGACCUGUACUGGGGUUGAUCUUUGUUCCAUUGAUUGGUUCAGCGAGCGACAGCUUCAGAAGUAAAUAUGGCCGUCGCCGGCCGUUCAUCUGGCCACUGUGCAUGGGCGUCCUCCUCGGACUCCUGAUCAUCCCUCAGACAUCCACCCUGGUCGGCCUUCUUACAAACUGUGAAUGCCGUUGGCCGCAGAUCUCGCUGUUAGUCUUUGCUAUCUGCUUGAUGGAGUUCUGUGGGCAGGCCUGUUUGACCCCACUGGAAGCGCUGGUGUCAGAUCUCUUCCCUGGAGAAGAAGAAAGCCGCUGGGCCUUUUCAUUUCAUUCGCUCAUGCUCAGCCUGGGUGGUUGCGUGGGCUACCUGCUGACCGCAGUCGACUGGACCCCUUCGGACACCGUGGUUUACCUUGGAGGACCAGAGGCUUUUAUCUUCAUAGUGCUGACCUUCAUCUUCCUCGCUUGUUUGAUGGGCACAACGUUCAUCUGUGAAAAACCAACGGGUGAAGUUGGGGUGUCCCGGAAGGCGAAGUCCACUGCCUGCUUUUGCUUCUGUCCGGUCUUGCCCAGACUCAAGCUUUUGCCCAGAACAAUCUUCAGCCUUCUGAAUGUGUUUCCGCAACUUUACUCGCUGUGCAGUCGCAUGCCCAAAGUUAUCGCAAGACUGUUCGUGGCUGAGCUGUGCAGUUGGAUGGCCCUCAUGUCUAUAAUGCUGUUUUACGCAGAUUUUGUCGGAGAACGAUUGUAUGGUGGGGUGCCAAGUGAAAAUCCAGGUUCCCUGGGCAGGACACGAUAUGACGAGGGUGUACGAAUGGCCAGCUUGGGUCUUUUUUUGCAAUGUGUGACGUCUGUGAUGUUCUCGUUGGUUAUGGAGCGUAUGGUGUUGUGUAUAGGACCUAGAAAGCUGUAUUUGAGCAGCGUGGUGCUGCUGGCAGUGAGUUCAGCAGUUAUGACCGUCUCAAACAGCAUCGUGUUAGUCACCAUCAUGGUUGCAGUGACUGGGUUUACAUUCUGCACUCUACAGAUUCUACCGUACACGCUAACAUGUCUGUAUCACUCCAACGCACAGGUGUUUUUUGCCAAUGAGAGAGACAACCCUCACGGGCACCAUCGUGUUCUGUUGAUCAAAUCAUCUGAGAUGCCAUCCAUGAGCACACAGAAAAGAACCAAUGGUUGCCUCUCCGGGACGUCUGGGGGCACGUCAAAGACGAAACACUUACAAAGCAAUAUACCAGCCUCACUAUCGCGUGAUCUAAAUGUAUCUGUGACCAUGGAACCAACACCUGCACAACCACCCGCCAUCAGGGGCAUUGGUACAGAUAUAGCCAUACUGGACAGUGCUUAUCUGCUAUCUCAGGUGUUGCCAUCGCUCUUCUUGGGCUCCUUAGUGCAGCUCUUUCAGAGCGUAACCAUCUACAUGGCCUGCGCGUCUUUGCUGAGCGUGGUGGCUGUUUAUUUCUCUAGAAAGAUUGUCUUCGAGAAGGCGGAUAUGGAAGCAUGUAGAUGAUUGUGUCGUCGUUCCAAAACCAUGUGGGACAGCUGGAUCUGUUUUUUAGAUCCGUGUGUUUUGUAUGUUUUUAAAAGACUUAUGGUUACGUAUAAAUAAUUUAUUUGAUACUAAGCGUUGACUGUUAAACAUUUGCUAAGAUGUUCCUGGUUGGGAGGAUCAAACAAACAGCGCAAUGUUUGGAAAGAAUGACAAAGUGUAUUAACUGUUUACAGGAGCUGUUAAACUACAAAUGGACUUAUGGUUGUCUCUGCAUAUUAGAGACAGUUCACCCCAACAUUAUAAAAUUCUGUAGUUUAUUCAUCAUCGUGUAGUUCAAGACCUGUAUGUGUCUCUUUCUUCUAUGGAACACAAAAGAAGAUAUUUCGAGAAAUGUCUCUGUGGUUUUGUGUUCAAACAAUGGAAGUCAAUGAGGUCCAAUGUUGUUCGGUUACCAACAAUUAUCAUCUUUUGUGUUCUGCAGAAGAAAGAAAAUCUGGUUUGGAAUGACAUGAGUGAAUAAAAGAUGACAGAAUUUUCAUUUUAUGCUAUGAACGUUUUAUAUUAGAGAACGUCUGGUAUAUUUAUCAGGGUGUUGACUUGAUUUUAUUUUUUACCAAUGAUUUGAUUUGGCUAUUUUCAUCCAACCACUGUUGUGUGGUUUUUGAUUUGUGUUUGCAAUAUACUGGUUUUUAAUAGUCUUUAAUAGCCUAAUAGAAAUUAUGAUAGAUUAUGACCUUUGAAUGAAGACUAAUGUGUUAAACUCUAAUGCAGAGGAAUAAAUGCGCUGAAGAGACCAAAGCCUGUCAAAAUGUUAAUGGCAGUUGUUGUUUACACACAUAUGUAUGUAUUUAUGUAAUUUAUUAAAAUAUGUAUUUAUAUUAUUGUGUUAUAUUUUUAGCUGUACCAUUUGUUUUGGUAAACAAAACCAAUAACUUUAUUGCAAAAUAAUUAACUUAAAAAAAUGAUGUGUUUAAAGUUUCGUAUUUCGAGGAAAAUCGGCACACUAAAGCUGCCUUCAACA